This is a messenger RNA of Synchytrium microbalum, 2163 nucleotides long. RefSeq lists its product as uncharacterized. Gene Ontology annotation, cellular component: cytoplasm; microtubule; membrane. Bases 1 to 2163 code for a protein of 720 amino acids. Lineage: Eukaryota; Fungi; Chytridiomycota; Chytridiomycetes; Synchytriales; Synchytriaceae. The transcript is spliced from 14 exons. The record is from RefSeq and is a predicted model, not a curated record. Gene Ontology annotation, biological process: peroxisome organization. Gene Ontology annotation, molecular function: GTPase activity; microtubule binding; GTP binding.
AUGGAUGUCAAUCUCAUCAAGACAAUCAAUAGAUUACAGGAUGCUUUCUCCGCUGUGGGAGUAGCUAAUCCAAUCGACUUGCCUCAAAUUACUGUUAUUGGAAGUCAAAGUAGUGGGAAAUCAUCAGUGUUGGAGAAUAUUGUCGGCAGAGAUUUCUUGCCAAGAGGAACGGGCAUCGUCACUCGACGUCCUCUCGUUCUCCAGCUCAUUAACAGACCAAGCGCAAAUGGUACUGCUGGAGGAGUGGCUGCUGUCGCUCCAUCUACUCCAAAACCUGGAGAAGAUGGAACGUCAACACCUUCGUCACCACCACCACCAGCAAAACAACCAGUCAAUGGAACACAGCCAGUCAACGAAGAACCUGAUGAAUGGGGCGAAUUCCUUCAUAUACCCGGAAAGAAGUUUACAAACUUCGAUGAGAUCAGAGAUGAAAUCGUUAAGGAUACCGAAUUAAAAGUGGGCCGUAAUGCCGGUGUAUCAAAUCAACCUAUCAAUCUUCGAGUAUUCUCACCAAAUGUAUUGACCCUCACAUUGGUUGAUUUACCGGGGUUGACCAAAGUCCCUGUCGGCGAUCAACCCAAAGAUAUCGAAAAGCAAAUCAAGGAUAUGAUUAUGAAGUAUAUUACCAAAAACAAUGCCAUCAUAUUAGCGGUGACAGCUGCCAAUACCGAUUUGGCUAAUUCUGAUGGUCUCAAAUUGGCUCGAGAUGUUGAUCCAGAGGGUGUUCGUACCAUUGGUGUGCUCACCAAGAUCGACUUGAUGGACCAGGGUACUGAUGUAGUAGAUAUUCUGGCGGGUCGAAUCAUUCCUUUGAGGCUGGGUUAUGUACCAGUCGUCAAUCGAGGCCAACAAGAUAUCGAUCGCAAGAAACAAAUCACCAAGGCUCUGGAAGCUGAGAGAAUGUUUUUUGAAAACCACCCAGCUUACAAGAGCAAGGCACAAUAUUGUGGAACGCCAUUCUUGGCUCGAAAGCUGAACAUGAUUCUUAUGCACCAUAUCCGAAAUACCCUACCAGAAAUCAAGGCCAAAAUUGCCGCUGGUCUUACAAAGUAUCAACAAGAAUUAGGACAGCUAGGAGAUCCUUUAGGAGGCGAUGAUUCUGGAACUCAGCAAGCAAACCUUAUCCUCAACAUCAUUACCGAGUUCUGCAAUGAAUAUCGUACCAUUAUAGAUGGUACAUCCAACGAAAUCUCCAGCUUUGAAUUGAGUGGUGGUGCUCGUAUCAGUUUUGUCUUCCACGAAAUCUUUGCUAGUGCUAUUCGUACUAUGGAUCCAUUCGAUCAAAUCAAGGAAGUGGACAUUCGAACUAUUCUAUACAACUCAUCUGGUUCUUCUCCAGCUCUAUUUGUCGGUACGGCUGCAUUCGAAGUGCUUGUGAAGCAGCAAAUCAAGAGACUGGAAGAUCCAUCACUGAAAUGUGUCUCGAUGGUGUAUGAUGAACUUGUUCGUAUUCUAAACCAGUUACUAGGAAAGAAUGUUUUCAAGAGAUUCCCAGCUCUAAAGGAGCGAUUGGCUAAUGUUGUCGUCAACUUCUUCAAGAAGGCAGUACUUCCAACAAAUAAGCUUGUAUCAGAUUUGAUUGCCGCCGAGUCUACUUAUAUCAACACUGGACAUCCAGACUUUUUGUCUGGUCACAAGGCCAUGGCCAUUGUGAAUGAGCGAGUAAAUGCAUCAAAAGCACCUCCACCAGCACCAUCUGAUCCUAAACAAGGUGCCAAAAUCAACAGCCCUAGCCCAAGUAUGCCAAACAGUGUAUCUAACGGCUUAGGGCCAAAUGAUGAUCCUGGCUUCUUUGGAAGUUUCUUUUCAAAGAAGAAGAAGCCUGGUGUCCUCGAAAAUCCACCUCCAGUGUUGAAAGCCUCAGGCAAUCUAUCUGAACGUGAAUACAUGGAAACUGAAGUCAUCAAAUUGCUGAUUCAGUCAUACUACAACAUUGUCAAGCGAACCGUCUCGGAUCUGGUUCCUAAGGCCAUUAUGUACAAUUUGGUUACUUAUUCCAAGGAAGAUUUGCAGCGAGAACUACUAGCAGAAUUAUACAAGAAGGAUGUGUUUGAUGAGUCCCUGAAGGAAUCAGAAUUUACAAUCCAACGCCGCAAAGAAUGCAAAAAGAUGAUUGAUGCUUUGACAAAGGCUGAUGAGAUUAUCAACGCGGUUGACAGUUAA